CCAAUUAACUGAAAGCUGUUCGAAUGUUUAUAUCAGUCGUUAAAUUUUGUACAUUGAUCGAGGUUAUGUCUCGAUUAUUGUUUAUAGUACAUAUUAAUCUUGAAUUAUUAUUAUUAUCAAAUAGAAAGUAAUAUUAAAUAAUAUAAUAUUAUAUAUUUAAUUGAAUUUCAUAUAAGAUAUUGACAAGAUAUUUUAUAUGCUUUAUAUAAAUUAAUAUAAAUCUAUAUAUUGGAGAUGGAAGUACCUAUUGUAGAAAGUUUACCUUAUUGCAAGGAAUUAUGGUUUUUAAUAUCGGAUACAGUAUGUCGGUGUGAAAAACAACUAGUAGAAGAUGAAAUUAAAAAAGAGACUAAACUUCUUAAAGAAGGAUUAUUAUUUUUUAAACCAUAUACAGAAGCGUCACUUCAAAACAUACCUAAAAAUGAUCCAUCCCCUAGAAUGUAUGAAUUAAUCAGUAAACUUGCUCCACUUCUUAACUUAGAUGCUAUGAUUACAUGGGAUUUAGUAUGUAAUUUUAUAAAAUAUGAAUAUAGAAAUUGUGCGGAAACUUUUGCAUCACAAUUAAUAGAUUUUACAUCAAUGAAAGCAUUGAUUGAUGAUAUUUGGGAAUUUUAUUACUCUGAAAGAAUGACCUUGAUAAAGUGCCUUAAAUUAAUGGUUGAAUAUAAAGAUGAAGAUAAAGGACAUCGUUAUCAAAAAGAAUUUGCAAAGUUCUUUGAUGAUGUGCUAUUUGGAACUCUAUUAGAUUCCAUUCGAAAACAAAUAGAAAUGCUAAAAACAAUAAAUCCACCUUUACGAUCACAGCUAUGUACAGAAGAGUAUUUAUACAGAUUAUACAAUAGUAGUCUUAUUGAAAUGCGAGAAUUACUUCAUAUAUUAACAGUCAUUAUUCAUGACAUACAUAUCGCAGAUACUGAAUUUAUGAAGUUUUAUGAAAGUAUUGGAGGAGAACCAAGACGAUUAGCAAGUACAAAAAGUCAUGAAGAUAAAAAAGCAAUUGCCAGGAAAAUUCAAGAAAUACAAUACAGUCAAGUAGCAUUGUUAAUAGUUGCAUUAGAUAUUAGAAAACACUUUAAUAUGGAAGAUUGGAUACAUAGUGUGAGAAAUAGUAUGCAAGAAACCUUUGAACAAAAAUGUAUUCGUGAUAAUUUUCCUCAAGAUAGUCCACUCUUUUUAUCCUGGAUGUUAGCAAAUUAUGCCAUCGAUCCUGAAAAUAUUGAUACUUUGAAUCGAUUUAAACAUUUUGGUAUCAAAGCCAUAAAAUUAAAUGUUUUUCAUUACUUGCAAGACUUGAUGAAUAGCGAAAUGAUUUGUGAAAAAACUCAUUAUGCUGAAGUUGUACGAAGUAGUGUAUACAACCUUCUUACUUUAGCAUGUGCUUUUAUCAAUGAAGAUAAAUUAAAUGACGAAAAUGAAAAUGAGUUAAAUUAUAUCUUCAAUGCUGUUGCUGCUACAAUUCAAUUUCCUGAAACUGCAAUGCGAUUUUGGAAAGAACAUGAUGAUGGUUUAUGGUUGAUUUAUAAAUUUGCAGUUGAACAAUUUCCAUACGAAUUUGAACCAUUAACAAAUAUUGCAAUUGGAUUAGCAUCUGCAUCGGAAUUGAGUGCCGAAAAAAUCGCAAUAGAAUUGGAUAAUCUUCCAUCAUUAACAUUAGAAGUACCGAGACAACGAGACUAUAGCAAACCAUUCAAACCAUAUGAACAAGAAUGUGUAAUUCACAGAAAUUCAUAUGCUAUAUCAGAAGAUUGCCCAUGUGAAAAUAUACGUAUAUUGUCAAGUGGAUCCGAAGUAGUGAUAUUCCGACAAAGAGCAAGUUAUUGGCAUGCUUUACAUCACAAAAUAGAACAGCUGUUUUCCCAAGCAGGUGGUGGAAUUACAGGCUGUAAUAAAAUGAAUAAAAAUUUGCCAGAGUAUGUUUCACAAGGUUUAAAAUUGUUAAAAACAUUAGCUAAACACAUAGAAAUAUGGAAUAGAGAAAAUAUGGUUAUUCCAACAGAAUUAAGUUUUGAAAUCAUAAACAGAUUUUCUUAUCCUGUAUUACCUGAAGAAAAAAUGUAUAUAUACAAAAUAGUUGCAGCUUGCAUCAGUAUUUCAUCCGAACUUGUAUUAGAAUAUCCAGAAGAAAUUUUGUCUCGAAUGCGAGCAGGUGUCUAUCCAAGAUUUAAUAAUCGGUAUCAAAAAACAUUAGAUUUUGCUGAAGCAGUUUCCUUCGAUGGUGGUAUAAUUGCGUCAUGGUUAUCUGCAAUAGAAACGAUCGCUCAUUCUUAUCCAAUUUUGAAUGCAUAUUUAGAUAUUUUAUCAAAAUAUUUAAUCAGAAAAUACAACGAGGAAGCUCUAUAUACAAUAGAAAUACCUGGCAUGGUGUUUUUAUUGCAAGGUGUUUUACCAAAAUUAGAUUUCUGGUAUUUCGAUUCGGAUGCAGAAAGAACUGACUUGUGGUUAAAAAGCAUGUUUUGUCUUCAUAGAGCGCUCGAAUCUAGUCUACCAAAAGAAGAUAUACGUAAUGAAUUACAACUUGUUGUUGCAUAUAGUUUAUUGUAUUUAGAACCACGACAUGCUUUACUUAAAUUAAUUCGUACUGGCGAACGUACUUUACAUAAUAAAAUGAUGGCAGAAACAGAUUGGAUUCGCGGAAAAGGUUUCAAAGCAAUCAAAAGUGUACAAUUAGCUUUAUCUGUAGUAAAUAGAUUACUUAUAUUCCGAAAAUCCCUGGGUUUAGAAAUAGGAGAGAGAUCACCAUUAGAAGCUGCAUUAUAUUCUUCACCUCGUGUACCAAAUGGACUUUUAAUAGUACCUACAAUUGUAAAUUAUUUGUAUGUUUGGUUCAGUCCACCUUUACAAGCAAUGGCUGUUAGAUUAUUAAAAAAAUUUGCUGAAGGAUCAUCUAUGUCACUUUUAGUUUGUAUGGGUAUGGACGGUACAGCUAUACGAGAGACUUUCGCUUCUCGUAGAGGUCUUAUGUCACCAACUUGUGUCGCAGAUGUCAAAGUUGCUAUUCUUGAACUAGUUGCUGUAUGCUUAGAAAAACAACCUGGUCUUACAGAAGCUCUCUUUAAUAUCGUACAUCCAGCAGAAUGCAAACGAAUCUUUCCUCGAUCGGUAGAAGAAUUUUUUACUGAAGGAUGUAGACAAUUUUUAGUUAAAUAUUUAAAUCGAAUCUAUGAAAGAGACGAUAUUGUUAGCGACAAGUUGUAUAAUAGCACAAUGGCGUUAUUACGAGCAAUGUGGUAUCAUAGAAAUGAAAUUCUUGUAAAUUUUUUUCGAAAACGCGAAAAUUUUUGGACUCACCUUUUUGCUCCGCUUUUCAGAGAAAUAUUACCAGGUGCAAAAGGUUAUUCUCAUUUGCUAGAUAUAAUUACUUUAGAAUUGUUCAAAAGUACUACAUUGGAAGAUGAUUUUACUAUGAAUCUGAAAAAAUUAUUGGACAAAUCGAAAGAUUAUUGGAAAAAAUUGGCAAUAUACAUACUUGAUGAUGUACAUACUGUUAAACAAGAAUCAUUAAACAGUUGUGAGAAGCGAGAUAUUAAUAUUACAGAUUCGUUAUAUGAAACUAAUUUGGAAUCUUGGUACAAUUUUAUUGUCACAUUAACUGAUGAAAGAAUAGCUAUGAAUUAUCCUAUUAAUGUAUCGCAAGCACAAUUAAUAACGCAACGUUCCUUAGAAUCGCUACUUGAACGGAUCAAGCAAUCUUAUGAUGUUUCUAGCCGAAAAAUUACUAUGUUGCUAGCUUCUUUAUCGCUUCGAUGUAUUACUUCUUGGAAACAAAUGUGUGUUGAUGAUUCCAGAAUUUUUAAAUCUGGAUUGACACAGUUAAUGCAAGAAAUUAGUCAAGCUUAUUGCACUUUUGGAAAAUCUUUACGUCAAACAUUAAUUUCUUUGCUUCUCGGAUGCGUACAAUGCGUGAAAAGUACUUUACGCGAGGAUGUAUCAAGUCUCGAAUAUCUUCUAUCACAUUCCUGUACAAUUGCUGCCUGUGAAUUAGAGGAGUUAAAAGAAGCUGCUAUUCAAUUAGAAAGAAGAAAACAAGAACAGCAUUUGGUUAAACGAAAAGAGAUCGAUUGUAAAAUAGAUACGAUUGAUAGUGUAACUACACAAAAGAAUGCCGAAGAAAGAAAUGCAGAAACUGUUCGCGGGAUUCGGGAAAGUUUACCAGCAACUUUAGCUGUUUGUAUGGUUACCCAAGUAUUACGUUCCUAUAUAGAACGAAAUACUACAAAGUGUCAACGAAAAUCUAGCUGUGUACAAUUUCGACAAAUGAUACCGGAAUUGAUGACGUGCAUCGGUGUUACUUUACAAAAAUAUUCAUAUUUAAGAUUUAGCACUGCUGCUCUUAAUUUGCUUAAUUUAAUCAUUCGAUCUCCUUACGCUUUACAUCCGAUUAAUGAAAAUGAUAUCGCGAAAUUAUGGUUAAGUUUAAUUCCACCCAUUGACAUUGGAAAUAGUAUGUUAGAUUCAUUAUACGAUGAUUGUCCAAAUGGACAAUGGCGAUGUCAGGAUUGGUGGCCGCUUUAUACACUUGGCCUUGAAUUUUUAAUAGGACUUGUCACUAGAGAAAUGCCUAAUGUUUAUAUCAAAUCUAUCACAAUGUUUCUACAUUCUCAUGAAUAUCAAUUAAUGGUUGCGUCAACUUUAUUAAGACAUACAGCAGAUCUUCUUGCUGCCGAUUUGGUGCAAUCUCUCGUUGCUCUUAUUCAUAUUAUUGCAACGCAACCAUAUGUUUGGAAUUCGAUACAACCAAAUGUUUGUGAAACUCUAAUUAAAUGUAUGUAUUUGGCAUAUGAUAACACCGUAAAUCUAUUACUAAGACCACGAAUUCUUAAAUUCAUUAUUGAUGGUAUCAGUGUGGAAAGUGCUGAAGAAUUAGAAUCUUGUGAUAAAAGAUUGCCAAGUGGUGAAUUAAAAUUGUUAGUUAACAAGUUGAUCAUUAUAAAUACAACCUGUGCGUUAAGUUUCGUUCAUUUUUCACCGAGACUAAAUACUCUUGUAGAUACUAUAUAUACGCAAGAUUUUUGCUAUACUCCAAUGGCUGAAAUGAAUUUUGGACCACCUCAUAUGAGCAUGAGUUCCGGACCACGAUUAACUUAUGGCACGAUCAUUAGUUCGACGCAAUUAUUUACACAGGCUCUACAUUAUCGAUCUCAGCCCAUCAGUUCUUCGUCCGUUUCACUUAGUAAGCAAACAGAUAAAACAGACUCUGCUAAGAAAGAAUGGGAGCAUGCUGCACCAGAAGAUCGGCGAAUGCAUUCGAGCAAAGAUCUUAGAAGGAUUAUUCAUGCGGCAUCUGGUUCCACGUCAAGAUCCUCUUCUAAUGUAGGAAGUGAAUUUUUGGCAUAUGUAAGUGGCUUAGAUGUAACUGUGCCGUUAUUAAGCAGUCCAAGACUUGUACGCAGACCUUACGAUCCUCUUAUUUGCGAAAAUACUAUUCUCUCAAGAGCAACAGCCUUAACAAGCGGUAGACAUGUAACAAAAGGAAUAUCAAACAGUGAUAGCCCUGUUGUAGCAAAGUAUCAAAAAUUUAGCGAUCCUUGGUUUGAAUCUAUGGAUGAAAAUAAUACCAGAUUUGCUCUUGAAAUUAAUCUCGUAUUGAUCUUGUAUCAAGCUCUGGAAGGAGUUAGAAGUCCAAGAAUCGCUCUUCGAGAUCGACAAUUAAUAGCGCGCGAAACAGUGACUGAAUUAGGAGUUUUCUUUGAUUUUCUUGAACAUCGGGGUACACCUGAUGACUGGCAAGUUAAGGGUUCUCUAAUCAAUUCUGAUGCUAAAAGCAUAAGGACUAUUCAACAAACUGUUGACUUCAAUCAAACCAUCUUACCCGCUAGAUUAAAAGAAAUACAAGGAACUAUAUUCAAAGAGAAUGUGCACACUACAGGAAAAUACGCAAUCAAUAUUAAUAAUAUACAAUUUUUAUCUUUGAUGGGAAAGUUAUUUAAGACUGUUGUGGAAUCUUUAGAUUUAACACAAUAUCGAUAACAACUGGAAUUUCGAUAAAUAUAUGUGCUUUAAAUUCAAAAGAAGAAAAAAGCGAAAAGAAAUUAUUUAAUACUAUACAAAAAACUGAUUUAUAAUAUAUGUUGGAAUUCGCAAUAAAAUAACAAUUUUUAUUAUAAUUUUGUGUUUAGUAUGUGUAAAGGAUAAAAAAAUUAAUUGCAAGGAUUCACAAAUGUACUUAAAAUUUCUUUUGUGUGGAUAAAAUAAUGAUUGAGAUAACAAAAAGUCACAUUUAACAUAUUGUGCAUCCUUGAUGAAAAUACAAAAAAAAGAAGUAUA
Apis florea (little honeybee) is the source of this 6264-nucleotide messenger RNA. It is a transcript of the gene Nup188, whose product is annotated as nuclear pore complex protein Nup188. Gene Ontology annotation, molecular function: structural constituent of nuclear pore. Lineage: Eukaryota; Metazoa; Arthropoda; Insecta; Hymenoptera; Apidae. Gene Ontology annotation, biological process: protein import into nucleus; RNA export from nucleus. The record is from RefSeq and is a predicted model, not a curated record. Gene Ontology annotation, cellular component: nuclear pore inner ring.